UUGUGAUACGCGCGUGUUUCUACACGACGGAGUUUGUGGGCGCAACUCAGUCACGCUGUUGUUUACAGUGGGUGUGCUGCAGAAAAGUUUUGAUUUCUUCUCGCUGCAGUAAAUAGUCCAGCUGCUCGUUUACUUAAUAGGUGGAUUAAAAGCUCAGUAACUCUGUGACUGGAGGCAUGUCUCAGGACAGUCAACAUGGCAAAUGGACCAUCUCCAGUAGUGAUGAUGAUGAUGAGGAUCUCCCUCCCUCUGGGACUACAACACCCCAGUCCCGUCUGCCGGUUAAAUCCAAUCUCAGGUCUCCCUCUCCAGUUCAGGUGUCGGUUCCUGCGGAAGUAAAAGCAGAACCAGCCAAACCUGCUGCAGCUUCACUCAUGUUGGGUUCGGAAGCGAGACAGUCGGCCGCGAAGAACCAGCUCAACCCGGUGAAGUUUGAGCGAAGCCCCUCGCUGGCGGGAAAGAGGAAGAGCGAUGCCUCAGAAGGCUCAGGCUGGGCCCUGUCGGACAGUGAUGACGAUGAUAAAGAUGUAAAAGAGAACAGUCUGAGAAGUUUGCCAAAGAAAGAGCCUUCCAGUCCCAAGACGAAGAAACCAAAAGUGAAGGAAGAGCGUCCCCCGAGCCCCCACGGCAGACUCUACUACAUCGAUGAGCCGCAAGACUUCUUUGAAUCCAGCACUCCUUGUCUUAACGACACGUACAGGUUCUACCUCAAUAAAGUCACCGGCUUGGACAAAAAGUACAACACAGGGGCGCUGCACAUCAGAGACAUUCUCUCACCUUUAUUUGGAACUCUAAAGGAGUCUGUUCAGUUUAACUACUGCUUUGACAUUCCAUGGAUGGUUCAGCAAUACCCACCGGAGUUUCGAGAUCGUCCGGUUCUGAUCGUACAUGGAGAUAAGAGGGAGGCAAAAGCGCGGCUUCUCCAGCAAGCUCAGCCCUUUCCUCAUGUUCGUUUCUGUCAGGCCAAACUGGACAUCGCUUUCGGAACUCACCACACGAAGAUGAUGUUACUGUGGUAUGAAGAAGGCUUCAGAGUCAUCAUCCUCACAUCAAACCUCAUCAGAGCCGACUGGUAUCAAAAGACACAAGGGAUGUGGAUGAGUCCUCUGUUUCCACGGUUACCGGCAGACAGCAGUUUGAGUGCAGGUGAGUCGCCCACCUUCUUUAAGAGGGACCUGCUGGACUACCUGGCUUCGUACCGGGCUCCAGAACUGGAGGAAUGGAUCCAGCGCAUCAAAGAGCACGACCUGUCCGAGACGAGGGUGUAUUUGGUCGGCUCCACUCCAGGAAGGUUUGUGGGUCCAGACAUGGAGCGCUGGGGCCACCUGAGGCUGAGGAAGCUUUUGUAUGAGCACACAGAUCCUGUUCCUGGUGAGGAACAAUGGCCUGUGAUUGGCCAGUUUUCCAGCAUUGGCUCCAUGGGAUUGGAUAAAACGAAGUGGUUAGCAGGGGAGUUUCUGCGCACAAUGACUACGUUAGGGAAGUCCUCCUCACGCCCAGACCCUCCUGUGCUGUUGCUCUAUCCAGCAGUAGAGGAUGUGAGAAUGAGUCUGGAAGGAUAUCCAGCUGGAGGUUCUCUUCCGUACAGCAUCCAGACGGCUCAGAAACAGCUCUGGCUUCACUCCUACUUUCAUCGUUGGAAAGCAAAUGCAACAGGGCGGAGUCACGCCAUGCCUCACAUCAAGACCUACAUGAGGGUCUCUCCAGAUUACACCGAGCUCGCCUGGUUCCUCGUCACCAGUGCAAACCUUUCCAAAGCAGCGUGGGGUGCCUUGGAGAAGAACAACACCCAGGUUAUGGUGCGUUCGUAUGAGCUGGGAGUCCUCUAUGUGCCGUCGGCCUUCAAUAUGAAGACAUUCCCAGUUGAAAAGAGAGCGUUCCCCGUCUCCUCAUCCACGUCUGGGUUCCUCGUGCCUUUUGACCUCCCACCUACACCGUACGCUGCUAAAGAUCAGCCCUGGAUCUGGAAUAUUCCAUACAGCCAGGAGCCUGACACCCACGGCAACAUCUGGAUUCCGUCCUGAAUGUGUCCGUCACUGAACUCUGUAAACCUGUUAGUACUGUGUGUAGCUGUUUGUUAGUAAAUCAUAUUUUUUUUUACUUUUAAUGUAGUCUCACAUUUUCUAAUAAAAAAUAAAAAGACAAUAUCAUGUUA
Oryzias melastigma (Indian medaka) is the source of this 2155-nucleotide messenger RNA. RefSeq names its product tyrosyl-DNA phosphodiesterase 1 (gene tdp1). Gene Ontology annotation, molecular function: 3'-tyrosyl-DNA phosphodiesterase activity; single-stranded DNA binding; double-stranded DNA binding. Gene Ontology annotation, cellular component: nucleus. The coding region runs from base 177 to 2024 and encodes 615 amino acids. Lineage: Eukaryota; Metazoa; Chordata; Actinopteri; Beloniformes; Adrianichthyidae. Gene Ontology annotation, biological process: single strand break repair; double-strand break repair. The transcript is spliced from 17 exons. The record is from RefSeq and is a predicted model, not a curated record.